CUCGAUCUUGCAUCCUUCAUUGUGGUGGAUCAAAGGGUCUGUAAGUUCUUUCCAAAUCAACUUACAGAACGAAAGAUUUUACAAAGGAUAUAACAAAGCGAAUGUAUGGCAAAGAAGGUGUAAGCGAAAGCACGAGAGAUGACAUACAAGCCUUUGAAAGUAAGGGAUACGAACUUGGAGCGGAACCCAAGCUGGAAGCUGUUGAUCCAAAAGCCAAAAAGCCGCCUCCGUCAAAAGGGAAAAAGGAGGGACCUCCUGCUGUUUUUGAUCCUGCUGUUAUUGCCCAGCAAGGGAAAGCUUACCUUGAAGAUGUCAAAGCUCGGAAGGGUAGGGAGGAUGCUGACAGAUUUCAACAUCGUCAAAACAUACGAAAGGAAGAACUGGAAAAACUGGAGAGGGAAAAAGAGGCAGAAGAAGCUAGGAAGAAAGAGGAGGAAGAACAGACUGUCCAAAAAAGACUGGAAGAAGAACUUCGGCAAGCUGAAAUUCUUCGAAUGCAAGAAGCUGAGCUAGAGAGCAUGCAUGCCUAUCGAAGAAACUUCGAGUUGCAAAUAGCCGAGCAGAGGCAACGGGAAUGGGACGCUGUUCUUGCUCGUGACAGGGAGUUGCUCAUAAUGAUGCGGCAAGACUGCUUUGAUGAAGUCGAACACGAGCAUCAACUUGUGGAGGCAGAAAAGAAAAGGAAAGCCGAAAACAGGAAAACGAGGCAUAGGGAGAUGUGCCGGGAAGUCAUUCUUCAAAUUACAAGUCUGGCUGAGAGCCGGGCUUGCUAUCGGGAAAGCACUAAUAGUGACCUUCCUAUGCUGGAAUGGCGCGAGUGGCAAACGCUGUUUGUGAAGGGGGCUAUUAUGCCGAGUCCAUUAUGCAGCGAUAUAAUUUCUACCGAGUCACAAACGGAAGAGGAGAAUCGCAUCGCUGACGAGGCUGCUGCAAUGGAAUACUUCCAAGAACAAGGUGAAUGGAAUGGAGUUCAGCCGAUUGGCAAGAACAAAGAGCUUGGGAUUAUCUUGCAUAUUAUUCACACAAUGGCGGAUGUUCCACCAAAACCGCUGCCCAUACCACACUUCUCCGAAUGGACGCUGAAGCUGGCAACCGUUGGAAUUCCAUAUUCAGGGAGGUCGACUAUUGCGACAAAAAUCGCCACCGAAUUUGGUAUCAAAACAAUUGAAAUGGAUAAAAUUCUGGCUGCUGCCAUAGCAGAAGCCGAAGCAGAAGAAGCAAACCAACCAGUAAACGCGGAACCAGCUCCAGAGACACCAGCUCCAGAUACUCCAGCGCCGGUUAACGAAGUUGAACCUUUGACAGUUCCAGCGGAAGGUGCCCCAAGCCCUGUUGAAACUGUAGAGGUGCAGCCAACACCACCCCCGCCACCAACUAAGGCGCAACUGGGAAAAGCUGCCAAACAGUGCAAGCAACAGGGACAACAGGUACCAGACGAAGUGAUGGUGACCUUGCUUGUCAUGACCAUAAGCAAUCUUCACGCAACUGAGGAUGAAAAAGCUCCACCCAAGAAACCUCUUCCCAAGGACAAGAAGGGCGGGAAAGGUGCCGAGCCUGAAAUAAACGUCACAGGGUUCAUUCUAGAUGGAUUUCCAAACACUGCUGGGCAAGCGGCGGCACUUGAAAAGGCUUUGACAGGACUUGACUUUGAGUUUACAGCUCGACACGAGGCGGAGGCAUCUGUAUUGGCACCUCCGCCUCCUAUUAUAAAGGUAGACAAGUUUGUUUCAGGCCUCGAUGGUAUCUUUCUAAUGGAAUGUCCAAACGAAGAAAGAGCUUUGAACAAAGCGUUAGGAAAGCGUGUCGAUAGCAAGACUGGCUUGUUCUAUCACCUUGAUUACGAUCCACCUCCGCCAACUGAUAAGACUGGUAUUGCUUCGCGCCUGCAACCUGUCGAAGAACCGGAUUUAGCCCGUAUUAGAAUUGUGGAAGGGUUGCAGCUCUGGCCGGCUCUAACGUCGUGGAUGAGCAAGUUCUUAAACGCCUUCUGGGUUGGUAUGGAGGAGGAUGGCAAGGUGAAACCAGAGGAUGCGAGCAACGUAGUAAAGGACUUCGUUGCUGCAAAAGUUCAGGCCGACGCCGCGGCUGCAGCCGCUAAAGCUGCAAGAGAAGCCGAGGAGGCUACGAAUCUCGCAUUGGGAGAAGCCGAGAAGGCCAAAGUCGGGUGUGAUAUUGCUAGCAAACAGCUGUACUUCGCCAAAGUUGGCGAGAUCGAAGCGGCAGCAGUGCUUGAAUCAUUUCCCGCUGAUCCUUUGGCUAAAGAGACUCUACGGGUGAAAGCAAGUACAAUGGCUGGCCAGAAACUCAACGAGGCAGUAAAAGCUUUAAAGGAGAUCCAAAACCCUCUGGAAGUUACUCAAAAGGCAGCUGCUCAGGCUCAAGAAGCAGCAACGAGAGCACAGGAAGCAGUCGGUGGGGCAGAUGCUUGUUUUCAAGCAAAAGCCGAUGCAGAAGCGGCAGCAGAAGCCGCAAAACAAGCCGCUUCGCGGGCCAGUGUUGCAUCUCAAAAGGCUGGUUUUGCUUUUGAGGCUGCGUCGUCUGACUUUGCCAAAGUGGAAAAACCAGAAGCAGCAGCUGCAAAGGGUAAACAACAGGAAGAAGCACAGGAUGUUUCUUCAGGCGAAACAGCAGCAGCUGCUGAACCUGCUCCCGAAUAUCCAGAAAUUGAUCUAAGCACCGCAGUUACCUUCCAUUCAAGCUGGAAGCAAAUAGAGUCCCUCUACUUCUCAUGCCUUAAAAACCUCUUUCAUAGCCUUAGAGUGGAACGUGUCAAUGGACGUAAUAUCCUGCAGGAGAUCAAAAUGAAUUUUGGAGUGUUCUUGAAGAGGCCAGAUAAUAAACAAAAGACCUUCGAUGAUUUUCAGGCGAAGUAUAACCGGAUUGAAAUCGACCAACGUCGUCAACCGAAGAUGAAGCAGACUCUGAAGAAGACGGUGGACGACCUUGCAAAGCAACUUCGUACUAUUUGUGACCAGAGGCUGAAGGAAGCUCAAGAAAACUGCAAAAAAGUACUCGCUGAUUGGAUUGGGCAAAGAACGUCGUCGUGUAUCUCUCUCUUCACCAAUUUGAUUCAAACAGAAAUUGACAGGCAUCUGCAAACUUGUGCGUUUCUCCAUGAAGUUUACUUCAGAAAGCCGAGCUCGGCUGUCAUGGAAACUUUUAAUCCUGUGAGCAACCUGGUAGAAACCGCGCAGGUUCCUCCAAAGACUUUUCCUGUCCCCGGAUGGAUUCCGGGAGUCACUGCUUCUUCUCCUCAGAUUUCUCAGAUUGUUACAAAAGCUCUCUUUUUAAUCGAUGGAAUAAUAAAGGCAGCGACUGAUCCUGAACUGGACAAUCGGGCGAAGGCUGGAGGGAAGUCGAAGCCGCCUCCGGCAAAAUCAAAACCCGGAGAAGGAGAUGGUCAAUCACCUGGUCCAUCGGCUAUGUUGCGGGAACAUGAAAUUAUUCAAUCUCGGCUUCAGUUGCUUGCAAGCAAGGCUUGCACAUAUAUGGGGGAGUUGCAACCACUGGUUAAUGGUUCAUCGGCACGCAUGGAAAAGUGGAUGAACAAUUGCAACAAGGUUGAAUCUGAGAUUGUUACGGAAGUCAUUGAGCUUUCUAACGAGGCUGUUGAGGAAGCAAUUCCUCUGUGGUAUCAAAUGAACUUAGAUGGUGGAGAGCUUGUGAUUAAUGAGGAACAUAUGAUGGUGGAUCCUCCUCCACAAUUGGCGGUGCAACCGGUGAUUGACGUAAACAAAUGGCACUUCAAGCUUCUUCGUAAUCUUGUGGAAAUUCUACGGACCAUGUCGCUUGCAGGUUACAUAGAAACGGAAAAAGCUACAUCAACUUUACUACAGGCGGUCCAAACCGCACAUGCACAGGGAAAAGAAGACGUUGAGUUUGCUCAAGUUCCACACCUUCCAGCAACCAAGGGGAGACCAUUUGGACCAUUCCAGAUCUGGCUGGACUACACGAACAAUGUUAUGAAGAAGGUUCCUCCGGCGAAAACUGAGGCCGAGACUGUACAGAUAUUAGACUGGAGAGCGUUGAUAAUGACGCUAGCGGAUAUACACUUCAAUGAUUGCAUUUCUGCAUCGAGUGUCGAGAAUGUCAAGCAAGUCUGCAGCCUGCUUGAAGAAACAAGCAAAGAUACAGAUGGUUUACUAAGCCUGGAGAGCUUUGUCAGCGUCCCAUUCUGGUUUGAUCAAGCUGUUAAUCAAGGAGCUGCUGACAUUGGGACUGAGCUCAAGACGCUUGCCUAUCAAAUGCUUGUGCUCCCUCCGCUUGAGCCAGAAGCAGUAGAGGCGCCUCCAGAAGCUCCGGAGCCGGCAGCAAAAGCCCCUGAACCCACACCUACACCUGCAGCUGCCACGCCUCCCAUUCCAUGGCAGAGGCUGGCACUCUACUUCUGCAGGGACGAAGACAAGGAAAAGGCACUCUCGAAGGUGUUUCAAGUGCUUUUGGGCACGGGGUCGGAUGUUCUAGAGCUGAGACCCGAACAAUUGCUGCAAGCGAUCUACCACUUAAGCUUGGAUGAAGCCUCGACAUCCGGGUGCCUUGCCUGGGCUCCUCAAGACAUCAGAGAACUCAUACUGAAAAUCAAGAGCGAGUUGGCACCUCAGGCCGUGGACGAAGGCGAUGACGUUGAUUCGGACGGAAGCCAGGGGAGCGGGAGGCUGUGCACAAGAAGCACGGUAGCGCAGCGAGGCUCUAACCUCAGCGAACAGACGAACAUCACAGUGCGAGACUUUGGCGUGCCGGAAAACGCCUCCCUCACCGAGGUUCUCACCGAGGCAUCGUCCAUCAAGGGGGCAAGGGACGAGACGUGCUCGGAGCUGAGCGACCAGGCAGUGGAAACCAUCCAGCAGUUCCUGGAUGCGUUGAGCGCCACUCCGCGAGAGGAAGCGGCCGCAGGAACGAGCCCAGCGAUCCUGCCGCCGGGAGAAGUGGUGGAGCGCCAAGUUUCGGUCAAGGAGAUCUUGAGCGCGCAGUGCGCUGCAAACCUGUGCUCGAUCUUACUGGAGAACUACUGCAGCAAGCAAAUCCAUGUCAUGAACGUGAAGAAGGCGGACGAGAGCGAGAGCGAGGGCAGCAGGCCCAAGGAAGAAUUCGCCCCCUUGGCGCCAUAAUUUGAAUUCAAACCCAAGCUCAGAUAUUAGGGUUCUUUUGAGUAAA
Selaginella moellendorffii is the source of this 5154-nucleotide messenger RNA. RefSeq names its product sperm flagellar protein 2-like. Lineage: Eukaryota; Viridiplantae; Streptophyta; Lycopodiopsida; Selaginellales; Selaginellaceae. Bases 102 to 5108 code for a protein of 1668 amino acids. The transcript has 29 exons. The record is from RefSeq and is a predicted model, not a curated record.